This is a messenger RNA of Ramularia collo-cygni, 1701 nucleotides long. RefSeq lists its product as uncharacterized. The record is from RefSeq and is a predicted model, not a curated record. Lineage: Eukaryota; Fungi; Ascomycota; Dothideomycetes; Mycosphaerellales; Mycosphaerellaceae. The transcript is spliced from 3 exons. The coding region runs from base 1 to 1701 and encodes 566 amino acids.
AUGGCAGCGUACCUGUCAUUCUUGCAGUCGCCUAGCACUGCCAACCUGGCCAGCGAUGCCUCCAUCAGUUACAUCACAACCACCACGGCGAUCAAGGAGCCAACGGCCAUUCUGAAGCAUCUCGCGGCGCAGGCCAAGCAGCUGGAGAAGAAAGAAGAGAGAGUACUUUCGACCAUUGAAAGCGACCGUGGCUGCUGUGUGGAGACCUUGACAACCUUGCUGUUCAAGACUGGCGGCGGCGCCUUUCUCCCUAGCAUGGACUCGAAUCUUUUGGACGAACGGGAGGUCACAUUUCCACUCACUCACGUGGUUACAUACGAUGCGCAGUCCAAGAUCCAACAGAUCMGUCUGUAUUGGGAUCAGGGCACCUUACUGAAGCAAGUCGAGGCCAUUGGCAGGACGGGCCGCAACUGGCCCAUCCGAGACGGAAAAGCUCAGGCCGACUUUGUAGUCGCCAGCGUCAAGGCUGGAAGCAAUGGCAACAGUGUCGCUGCAGGAAACAAUGGCAAGCCGCAAGCUGCUCGCAGUGGAAACGAGAACCUUGUCAAGGAGCACAACAAGCGCGACAGCGUUUCUGUAACACGGGAUCCUCACGCCAGCCUGUCUCUCUUUGCCGAGCGUGAUGUCAAUGAUGAGGGUCGAUMGUACUCUGGUCCGAAGUAUGGUGUCGCGAAGUCCGCAAAGCCAGCCGAGCGCGACUACGGUGAACUCUUCACCAACGAGGAAAGCACAGCUGAGCUUGUCAUGACUGCCAGAAGCAAGUCUCCGCACAAGACUGAUGGUACCAUCCUCAAAGCAGGCGCCGGCAAGCACCAUACGGGUAACCGCCUCUUCGACGUAGGCGAGAAUGACAUGCCCAAAUCUCCUGAACGCAAGAAGACCUACAACCAGAAAUACGAGCACUUUUCCUUUGGUGAUGGCGAGGAUGUUCCCACCAAAGAGAAUCGGCCUGUGAGUGGCAAGGGUCAAGGUCAGCACAGCACGACCUUCAGCUUCGAGGACUUUGSCACGCCGCCAAAGCACGUGGAGAAGCCCAAGAUUGACUUCGAGCGUCAUUGGGGAGCUGGAGUGGACGAGGAUGAUCCAUCAUCACCACCUAAGCGUCCAAUCGUUCACGCUGCCCGCAAGGACGCCGACUCUCACUGGGAGAUGAGCGAUGAGUCUCCACUCCCAGCUGCUAACAAAGUCACCAAAUCAUUCCAGCGGCAGAAGGGAAUGGGUCUGUAUCAGGACCCAACGAUGGACGAUGACCGCACCAAGUACGAUGUCUCGCAGCCUGUAGAAAAGACUGCAACCACAAACACAGACAAUGCCCGUCGUGGGGGCGAUUUCAGUGCAGGCUUUGCCAUGGUUGACAACUCGCCUGCCGGGUCCAAGGCUGAGCCGCCAAACAAGCGUGGCACUCGUACUGAGUUCACAUCCAACUGGGGGUUCGAUGGAGCUGUAGACUCACCUCCUAUCAAGAAAAUCUACAAGACCGCUGGUGAUGGUAUGGGUUCGCGCAAGGUUCAGGAUGACUCUGCCGAUGCACCAAUCGCAAAGAAGAUUUACAAGACUGCGGGUGACGGCAUGGGCUCACGAUCAGGUGGUAGAGCCUGGGGAAUCGGAGAUGAGAGCGACCCCGAAGUUGAAGCUGAUCUUCGUCCCAGCGCAAGAUCCAGACGUGCUCAAGCGCAAGCGGGUGCUGACCUCGACUUCUGA